AGAAAUAGAACAGUUGAUGAUAUUCAGAUUGCUAACUACGUGGAGCAGUACGAGAAUAAAAAGAAGAAACUUCUGAGUUGGAACAUCAUCAUGAAGUUGUAUUUCCUACCUUCUAUAGCACUAUGGGCUGUUUUUGGUAAUGGCGAUCAGGACUUGAGCUCCGAGCAUCCUAUUCCGUGUAACAAUUUCUACGAGUAUAUUUGCCAUAAGAAUAUCACACGUGUUCCUUCCCGACUUCGAGAUGUUAGAGCAAUGGAGGUAUCCGAUGAUAUCGAUCAAUAUCAAGAAUAUGUUUUUCAUGCCUCAAACAAGCAACGUCUUUGGCAAUCUGUAAAUCCAGAUAUUGUUUCAAAAUGGUUGGUACAAUUCAACACUUAUUGGAAAGGAGUAAACUGGAAUGAACACCAAAAGAAGCACGAGAGCUUUUUGAACUUAGACGCACAUGAAAAAUAUAAAAACCUUGAGAAUAGCUUUGAAGGAUACGAUUUCCAAAUUCUCACAAAAUUUUACAAAAGCUUGAAGCUAUCUGUUGAAUAUCUUACGGAACUCAAGAUCCCGAUUUCGACCCGAAAUCAUUUCUAUCAUGGUCUUUUUGAUGAAAUUCGGGACAUCCACAUAUUGAACAUUAGAACCAUGUCUAAGUUCAGCGAAGAUCGUAAAAAUGAACUGAUUGAAAAUGUGCGAAAUUUGAAGAUAAUAUUUCCGUACUUGGAGUACAAUGAUGUUAAAGUUUGGAGGGAUGCAAAAACGGCGUACGAGAAGGAAUACUACAGACUAAAAAUAAUGAUUUAUGAGCCAAAUCUUUCUCCAAUUAUUGUCGAUAAAAUCAUACGCGUUGCUGCAGUAAACCCAGCUAUGGAAAUUUUCGAAAAAUAUAUCACUAGUUUUACAUCAAGAUUUGUAUUCCAACAUAUCACUGCAGCAGCUUCCGGACUUUCGUUCAAUUAUCAAAAUGAGAUUCACAUUUCAGUGUUUACAAUGUUUAACCCAAUUGCUGAUCCAAAAUCCGUGUACGAUCAAUUUUUGUAUGUUUUAUGUCACGAACUUCAACAUGUUCACUAUAACGUGGAUCCUCCAGUAUUUGAUGAAGCCACUUGGGCAUCUGAAAAGCAGUGUGUUGUUGAUCGAAUUGAUCACUUUGCUGCUGCUUAUAAGACAAACCGUGCAAAUUGGACUGGCGCUCCAUUUUCCUACGAAGACAGUGCGAACGUAGCUGGACUGCGUCUUAUGCUUUUAUAUGUUGCUCAAAAAACAUCCGACAGCCAAGAAAUUCGUGAUACUGUGGAACGGUCAGUGGCACGGUUUUGUACAAAGAACAGAGAGAAUCUUCAUCACAAUCCACUUGAUGUUUCGAUAAAUGUAGCCGCUUCUGAAAUGCCAACAUUCAAUUCUUUAUACAACUGUAAACCUGGGGAUCGGAUGUAUGUUGCACCAGAAAAUUAUUGCAAAACUUUGAAUAUGGACAUUGACGUUGAGGAGUACAAGUCACAAAAAAUUGAAAACGACGACCUGUUUGUACUGACUCAUUUUAUGGAUGUUCUCGAAGAUACCGCCGUCGAAUUAGAUGCUGCAAACAUUACAACAUUUGAGGGAAAACUUUUUGAUAUCACUGUGGAAGAAGUCGAAGAACAAGAAGAAUCUAAAGAAGGUAGUGCAGAGAGUUCAUCAUCAUCAUCGUCGGAGAGUGAUGAAGAAUCAAGUGUUGAAAGAGAAUUGGAUGAGGUUUCUGAUGGACUUGAUGAUUCAGAAAAUGAAACUGAACUGCGAAAGUCAGAGAUUGCAUCUACUAGCAGAUCUUCAUUCAUUUGGCCUGCAACAGUUUUCACGCUACUUAUAAAAUAUAUUAAAUUUUGACACUACUGAUGUUUUUUACAAACUACCAUGACACUUUCAUAUUCACCAAUAUCAUCUGUUUUUUUCAUAUAAAUAUUCUUAUCAAUUUAAACUAAAAUGUGAUUCAUUUGGUGUUCGAAUCCCCCUCUAAAUAUAUUUUUUUCAAUCAAAUUGAGUUUGAAAAUAAACACACCCAAAUUGUU
Caenorhabditis elegans is the source of this 2036-nucleotide messenger RNA. It is a transcript of the gene F42G10.1, whose product is annotated as Peptidase_M13 domain-containing protein. Gene Ontology annotation, molecular function: metallopeptidase activity. Lineage: Eukaryota; Metazoa; Nematoda; Chromadorea; Rhabditida; Rhabditidae. Bases 91 to 1854 code for a protein of 587 amino acids. The transcript has 10 exons. The record is from RefSeq and is marked reviewed.